UUUAUCAACUCAAAGAACUCGAAGUCACAUCAGUCAAUUUUAUUGACAUACACACUUUGGACGUACUGCAAUCUAAAGAUUCUCGCUCUUUGUCGGCCGAAGCAUUAAUUCUAAUUCUCAAUCGUGACACGGCGUAUGCUAACGAAUUGGAUAUAUUCCGUGCCGUUUGUCGGUGGAUCAAAAAGAACCAAGACCACCUAGUUCCUGGAGAUAAAACCAACAUUUUAUCUGCCGUCAGAUAUAAGCUUAUGAAUAAUGAAGAAUUAUCUGAAGUUAGGGGAUCAGAGCUGGUUCGUUCGGAUAGAAAUAUUUUAGAUGUCAUAAAAGAGUCCCUCACACAAACAAUAAAUGAUCGAGGACGAUUAGAACCAAAUGUGAAUUUCGCUCAAGAAGAUCCGAUUGAGGUUUCUCAAAUUGACGGCGGUACCAUGAUCAUGUUGCAUCAUCCAUCGAAUAUAAACUAUAUCGAAAUGAAUUUAUGUGACGUAGAUUCAUGCACUUACUCGUAUUACAUUGAUGUAUCAGUGGAUAGGCUCGAUUGGUUGCGUGUAAUUAAUCAUUCAAAUUAUGAUUGUCGGUCAAUUCAACGUUUGUGGAUUAACCGAAUAUAUGUUCGGUACAUCCGUAUUGUUGGAACCAAAAAUACUAGUAAUAAGACUUUUAACUUUUUAAAAGUCAUGUACAAUACGGACAAAAUGCACUUGGUGGAAAUCAAAAACGGAUUAGUUGCUCCAAGGUUUAAUGUUGCUUUAUCGUCUAUGAAUGCUACUUUAAUCAAAGGAUAUACGGAAACUUUGGUUAGAGGAAGGAGGACUCCGUCACGAUGGAUAACAAGUAACAUUUUGAGUGGUGACUAUGAAAACUGCAGUAAAUUACGCGCAUAUACAUAUCAUGGCAUAAACUCGGGAUGUAUAGAGGUUCAACUUGCCCAACCGUAUGUGCUAAGUUCAAUGAGGAUGCUGCUUAGAGACUGCGAUAGCCGAACCUUCUACGGUUACACUGUUGAAGUUUCAGUCAAUAAUGUAGAAUGGGACGUGAUUGUAAAUAAAUCUAAUAAAUCGGCACGAUCGUGGCAGUUGUUGCAAUUUGAUCAAAGGCCGGUAGUGUACAUACGUAUUACUGGCGUUCGCUCUUUAAAUGAAGAUGAAACUUUUAAUAUUGUAUAUUUGGAGGCACCCGCUCAAGUUUCGCUAGAUUGCAAAAUCACAAAACGGUGGCAGUCGAUGUUGCGACUUUUAAAUCGGAAAUAGCGCCACCAUUCGCC
Molecule: messenger RNA, 1264 nt
Organism: Adelges cooleyi (spruce gall adelgid)
Lineage: Eukaryota; Metazoa; Arthropoda; Insecta; Hemiptera; Adelgidae
Product: BTB/POZ domain-containing protein 9-like
Exons: 7
Coding region: 249-1250 (333 amino acids)
Biological process (GO): adult locomotory behavior; circadian behavior; modulation of chemical synaptic transmission
Source: RefSeq, a predicted model, not a curated record